Pleurotus ostreatus (oyster mushroom) is the source of this 1887-nucleotide messenger RNA. RefSeq lists its product as uncharacterized. Gene Ontology annotation, cellular component: mitochondrial inner membrane. The transcript has 13 exons. NCBI's taxonomy places the organism in Eukaryota, Fungi, Basidiomycota, Agaricomycetes, Agaricales, Pleurotaceae. The record is from RefSeq and is a predicted model, not a curated record. Gene Ontology annotation, biological process: mitochondrion organization; lipid homeostasis. Bases 1 to 1887 code for a protein of 628 amino acids.
AUGCAUUAUCGCCUUCAUACUGGUCUCUUCGGUCGAAGAACGUUACAGCUCAACGCCAAAGGUCACAGGGGCAGCCCACUGUCAUUUUCUCAGCCUUCGUACAGCCUGAUAACGACACGCAGAGCCAGUGGUACCAAUUCACGCAAUUCACGCAACCCAUGGCUGGCCACUUCGACUGGGAUCCUUGUCAUAGCUGCGGGAUCGUAUGCAGCCUACGAAAAUUACCAGCCAUUUAGGCACUCUAUACUAGCGGCCGUACGGUGCUGGAGGGUCGCGGUUGCAGCGGUGCUCGGUGCCAUUGACUACAAGGCCACCUUUGCGAAGGCCUACGAAUCAGAAGAUGUACGUCUUCAGGCAUACUCUGAAUGCCAUACGCGUAGUGCCAAUAGGGUUCUGAAGGCAUUGCUGGCCAACGGAGGAAUAUUUAUCAAGCUCGGACAACAUAUGUCUUCCUUAUUUGUGCUGCCGAGUGAAUGGACCAGUACAAUGAGGCCACUUCAGGACCAAUGCGAACCAACACCCUACGAGCAUGUCGAAGCAUUAUUUGUGUCCGACAUGGGUCUACCUAUAUCCGAACUCUUCGAGGAAUUCGAUCCCGAACCAAUUGGAGUUGCGAGUUUAGCUCAAGUCCAUGUUGCGCGUCUCAGAGAUUCUGGCAAACAAGUUGCCGUCAAACUUCAGCAUCCCCAUCUCGCCGAGUUCUGUGACAUAGACAUGGAGAUGGUAGAAGUCGCUCUCGGUUGGAUCAAGCAUUGGUUCCCUGAUUUUGAGUUCACAUGGCUAGCGGAAGAGAUGCGAACUAACCUACCCAAAGAAAUGGAUUUCACGCACGAAGCUAAUAAUGCGGCCCGCACCACACGAGAAUUUCAAGAUAUCACCACAUCUCUCUAUAUACCCUCGGUUCUUACCAGCACAAAACGUGUUCUGAUUAUGGAAUACAUUAAGGGCGGGCGAGUAGACGAUCUGGUUUAUUUGGCUGAUAGCAAUAUCGACCGAAAUAAAGUUGCUUUGGAGCUAUCUAGAAUAUUUAACCAGAUGGUCUUCAUAAACGGUUGGUUCCACGCGGAUCCUCACCCUGGUAACCUUCUGAUACGGCCCGCGCCCAUGGGGUCAAAAUCUCCCUACAACUUUGAAAUAGUUCUUCUUGAUCACGGGCUGUAUUUCGACCUGGAUACAGAGCUGCGCGUCAACUACAGCAAGUUCUGGUUGUCGCUCAUCGCACCUGCUUCGCCAUCUACAUCAGCUGACCGGAGGAAGUAUGCUGAGUUGGUAGGAAACAUCGGACCUGAUCUGUAUCCCGUCUUCGAGGCUGCAAUUACCGGACGCGCGGCGCUAGAAGGGACUUGGGAAGACGACAUGGGUAGCCCUUCAGAAUCUGAAAACCCACCGUCGACAUUCAAGCGUGCUUCUGGCAUGAUUGAUAUGAUGCCCCAGACUGAGGAAGAGAUGGAAGCCAUUAGGAACGCCGUCAUUAACCGCGAAGGAUUAUUGGUGUCCGUCUUUGAUGUCUUGAGGCGAGUUCCUAGGCGAGUUCUCAUGGUAUUGAAGUUGAAUGACUUAACGAGGCAUCUUGAUCAUGCUCUCAUGACGACUCAUUCCAAUAUCCGCAUAUUCUUAAUAACAGCCAAGUACUGUACCUUCGCAGUCUGGCAAAAUGACAAGAGGAGGCUGAUCGAUCUCAUGAGAGACCAAGGUCUUAUAUCGUUAAGCCUCUUAUCGGAAUAUUUCACCAGUUGGUGGCGGUUCAAGAAAAACUACUAUGGCAUAGUGUUUGUGGAGACAAUCAUGGAUGCCCAAGCUCGUUUGGCUUUACUACGCGCCUGGACACAGGGACUCUGGUCAAUGGGGUUCGAGGGAGCGCAUAAAGCUGCUGCGGGACUUGCAUGA